Messenger RNA from Trichophyton verrucosum HKI 0517, 2190 nucleotides. RefSeq lists its product as uncharacterized. The record is from RefSeq and is a predicted model, not a curated record. Lineage: Eukaryota; Fungi; Ascomycota; Eurotiomycetes; Onygenales; Arthrodermataceae. The transcript has 4 exons. Bases 1 to 2190 code for a protein of 729 amino acids.
AUGGCGUACGACGGAUACCGCGCCUCGUUCGACCCCCCGGGGUUCAAUCCCAACGCCAGCACCAGCAACAGCUACACCAGCAGCAGCAGCAACAUCAACAACAUCAACACCAACAACGGCGGCGGCAGCACCAGCAGCAGCGCCAAUAUCAGCAGCACCAAGCCGUCGAACGCACCGUAUCCCGGCUAUCUGCAGCCAUCGUACGGAGAGUAUCCUGUCGAGCAAGACCCGUCUUCCCAUCCGCCUCCUCCCCCCCCCCCUCCUCCCUCCGCCACCCCAGCAGCAGCAGCAGCAGCAACCACAGCAAGUGCCAUACCCUGCGGCAUCAGCAGCACCAGGCCAGGGAGUAGAGCUGCAGACGCCGUGAAGCAGCCGUUUUCACGCACGUCGUCGCAGCCAGAACCGCCAACGCCUCGGGUACCUGACCCAAACUAUCCGUCAACUGAUCUGAUAGCCCAGGUCACGGCAGCAGUGAUACAGCAGCUCCGGGCGCCAGGCCCAGGGAACGCCCCUCCGCCUCCCUCUCAUCCCUCGCAGCAGCAGGCGCAGCAACAGACGGUCUAUCAGCCUCCAACACCUGCUCUAUCGCAGUCAAGCUACAACAGGCAGAGCCCUAACCCGAACUCUCUCAGUCCUCCUAUCGCCACAAGCCCAUAUGGACCGCCUCAGCCUUCUAUACCAGGGCAGCCUGACCUUUCUAAUGCGCCGGCUCAGUCAUCUUACCCUCCUAUCUCGUCUAGGGUUGAUGGGAGCGCAUACAACGGCCCUCAGGUGCAAAAUCCUGCUGAUAACGGCCAGCAGCAAACCACAUCCCCCGGUAUAGAUAGAGCGAGAGGAUCAUCUAUCGGGUCGUUUAACGGUGGCCGGAAUGGCACCAAUCCUUCCAAGGGCCCAUCUAGACACUCAACUGUCACAAACGAGGCUAUUUCUGAGAAGCCAUGGGGAACCCUCUUUGAUAAGGAUGAUAUGCCUACCAGCAGAGCAGGACAGCUCCUGCGAGGUAUUGCUCUUCAUAUGAUUGAGACCUACCCGCCUGGUAAUACCCUGGUUAUCACGCCAGAGAAGUUGCAGAAAUUCUAUCGUGAUCACAGAGUAUCUUCAGACUCAUAUCCAUGGCAAGAUAUCUUUGAUAACCGGACAUCAUCCAUCUCUCGCCUUUUCCGAUCUUUGAGCAUUGAACACCACCUCGUCCAAGACCAACUUGACGAACGCCCUGAUAUCCCAGGCCUAACUCCACGUGGUUUCGAGCGCUGGAUGUCCAUGAUGAUCCAAGCACACCCAGAGCGGGAAUUUGAGCGUGUUAAAAAUAUUGUACAAAACAUACCCAUCACUAACCCGGAUGAUAGGACGGAAAGAUUCCCAAAAGAGCUACGAAGGAAACUUUUCCCGCAGUUACCUGACUAUGAUAUCAAGGAGACCCUUGACAGAUGGAUAACUACACAUUGCCAUGUCGAAUUAACGCAAGGCAUGCUUGGAGGGCCUCCCAUGCGCCAACCCCGAGCCAAGUCAACUGUGGACAAUACAUCGACCGGCAUUCCCUCACGGCCAGCAAGUACCGACGUCCGCCCCAGGCAGUUCCCACCGGCUGCAACGGUCGAAGACGCAAUUGAUGAAGAUGACCAUGUCAUUGUUGCUAGUGCCGAUGUCGCUGAUGUUGAUGCUGCAGCACAACCAGUGCAGCCCAUUGAGCGGGAACGGAAACCUUAUAGCAUGCCAGGAGGGACCAAAGGGUAUCGAGAAGAUACCAGUCCACACCCUACCACCUCUACCUCCCGUCACCCAGAUUCAAACUCAGGAGUAAGCUUUGGCAAAAAACAUGUGGUAGUUUAUUCCGGUGACGAUGACGAUGACUUUUCGAGCCCUCGAGACGAUGUCAACUCCAAGUACUCUUCUUCCCAUCACGGGAACACGCAUCCACAAUCUCAUGCUCAUACCCAUCCACAUCAGCAUAGCCAUCCCCAUACUCACGAUGACUCCAAGCGGCAUCAUGGACGGGACAAGGAUAGAGAUAGAGACAGAGACAGAGACAGAGAUCUAGACUGGGACGGGGACAAAAGCCGUCGUCGAACCUCAUGGGGCAGUGAUGAGGAUUUCUAUCGUAACCCCGUGUCCGAUAGAGACAGGGGCAGAAAAAGAACGGAGAGUCGAACCCGUUUCUCUGAUUAUGACAAGUUUUGGGAAUAUCGUUGA